AUGGACGAAACUCAUAGCUCACCUUAUUCAGAACACCCAGGUGGUGAUACGUUGUAUAUGGACAUGAAGCAAACGUUCUGGUGGCCAAACAGGAAGCUAGAGGUAGCAGAGUUCAUGGCUAAGUGUCUCACGUGCCAAAAGGUCAAGUUUGAGUACAAGAGCCCGCAAGAUAAGAGUUUGCAGAAGGCUUUGGAAUUUGUUAAUGAGUACAACUUUUCAUCCAGCUACAAAUGGGCAAACAGAACGAACAAUUCAGACUUUAGAAGAUAUGUUGCGAUCUCGUGUUAUGGAUUACCAGGAAGUCCAGUCUGCUGGAAUGAUAUUAGUGAAACUGUGGUGCUUGGACACGAGUUCCUCGAAGAGAUGGUGAAGCAAGUGAAAGUGAUUGAAGAAAAUAUCAAGGCAACUCAAGAUCGGCAGAAGAGUUAUGCUGAUUGGAAGCAAAGGGAUGAACAAUUUCAGGUUGGGGAGAAGCUGAGAAAGUGGCUUAGUAAGCGGAUUUGCAACAUUGUUAUCCGUAUGAACUUUACAUAUCCUAACAUCUCCUCGAUCAACUAUCUCUCGAAUCAGAUGAAAUCUCCUGAGUACAUGUUUGGAUUUUUGACGGCUUCUUUUGCUGCUUCUGAUGCAGCAUUGUACUCAACUUCGGAGACUCAGUUGAUUCCUUACAUUGGUGACUAG
Beta vulgaris subsp. vulgaris (sugar beet) is the source of this 681-nucleotide messenger RNA. RefSeq lists its product as uncharacterized. The coding region runs from base 1 to 681 and encodes 226 amino acids. NCBI's taxonomy places the organism in Eukaryota, Viridiplantae, Streptophyta, Magnoliopsida, Caryophyllales, Amaranthaceae. The transcript has 5 exons. The record is from RefSeq and is a predicted model, not a curated record.